Molecule: messenger RNA, 1940 nt
Organism: Erythranthe guttata (spotted monkey flower)
Lineage: Eukaryota; Viridiplantae; Streptophyta; Magnoliopsida; Lamiales; Phrymaceae
Molecular function (GO): protein binding
Source: RefSeq, a predicted model, not a curated record
CAAUUGGGGAAAGAUGAUACAUAUUAAGAAAAUUAUGAAUUUGCCCAUCUUCCAGGUUUUCCAACAAGUUGCAGGUAAGUUUUUUAAACCAAAAUUGAUUUGGGGUGCAAAGUGCCAAACAAAGUGCCAAACAAUUUAUGUUUUAAGGGUGCAAUUUGCCAAUUUUGCAAUUUAAGAAUGCAAAGUGCCAAAAUUGUGUAAUUCAAUGGUGCAAAGUACAAAAAAACCCGAGAAAUUUUGAAUAAAUGAAUAAAAUUGUACCGCAACUGGAUCAAAACCAUGCCAAAAGCCAAUUAUGCCGGUCAAAUUUUCCAUUCUAUUAUUACGCUACAUCAAGUAAAUAUUUAUCAUUUAUCGACACACAUAAACCAAUAAUAUUGGUAUGUGUAGAUGAAACAAUAAAAAUCCAGACCAUAGGAUUAAGAAAUCGAGAAAAAAAAUAACAAACAAACAAACAAAACAGCCUUGUAAAAUGCGUGAUUUUCCGCCACCGGUCCGACAGCCUCCGCCGCCGGCUGGUCACCGUCGCAGGGAUGUCUCGCUGGCGGUCGGCGUGAUGGGCCCUAAGUUAGACAUCGUACCAACUUUGAUGGCAAAUAAAGAAGCAAGAAAUUCAAAGGUGAGUUCAACAACAAAUUAUUUAGAGUCUCUUCCGGAAGAAUUGGAGUCGGAAAUUCUCUUACAUCUCGGAGCCGAAGAUAUUUUCAAGGCGGCAAUGGUUGUUUGCCGCAAGUGGUACCGUAUGAUCCAUACCCAUAAUUUCAUAUACUCACACCUUCAGAAUUCAACUCCCGGAAUUCUCAUCAAGUAUUCUGCACAUAGAAGCUACCCCGUUUUCGUGUCAAUGGUGAAAGGAAAAAUCGAGAUAUCCAAGAUCGAUUACGAGUAUCGAUGCAGAUGCUGGAGUAGUUGUAAUGGUUUAACAUUGGAGUAUCAUCCCGCAACCAGUUCUGCUUUCUGCAUCCUCAAUCCCGUAACUAAGCAACUUUUCGAACUCCCUCCAUUCGGUGACUUCGAUCUGGCAUACUGUGCUUGUUCCGGUAUAGCAUAUGCUGCAGCUUCGAUGGAGUAUAAAGUGGUUUGCAUAUCCGGUCAUCCCGAUCAGAGGACUUCUACUCCAGCCGCGAUGUUGGGUUGUGCUAUAUUGACUGUCGGAGUCGACAAAUCAUGGAGGCGCGUCGACGUACAACACUUGUCUCUCGAAGCUAAGGAACUUUUCAAGAAUACCCCGUUGACCACCGAAGGGUUUCUACAUUGGACUAGCAGACAAAUAGGGAUGCGUCGUAUGUUGACUUUGAAUGUGGAGACCGAGAUUAUCACGGAGACUCGUGUCCCUCGAGGAGGUUUUAACAAUAGAAAAGGAAAAGAAUCGAGGUAUUAUUUGUCGAACGGGAGGUCUUUGAGCGUGGUCAUUGCGUGCAGUGAGUUCUCGUGGGAUGUUUGGGAGUUGAAGAAACCGAAAAUCGGGGAAUGGGUUAAGACGAUCCGUAUCGAUUUGGAGGGUCAAAAGUCGAAAUUUGAAAAUUUAAGGCAUAAGUACCCGAGACCUCUCAUCAUAGAACCGGUUGCUUGGUUAAACUACGACGAGGGGUUGCUCGUGCGAGUUUUGCAUCCAGAUAACUUUGCAUCUGAAGAUUGCUUCGUCUACAAUGUUGGUAAGCAAGAAAUCGAGGUUCUUGAUUUGACUGAGUAUUAUAUCUGCACUCGCUUUCUUGUCCAUAAAAACAGCCUCGUCUGGUUAGACACCGACACCAUUUGGAGUCGCCAGCCAGACCGUCGACCUACUCCAAUUCGUUUACAGCGUUCAACACCAGCCCUUUUUACUUGCACUAUUUAAAAUCAAGUCUAAAAAAAAAAAAUUGCCCGGAAAUGGUGUAUGUGUAUUUAUAGUUUGCUAUUCAUGAUUGAUGUUUGCUUUAAGAAUGGCAUAUUAUGCUUUA